This is a messenger RNA of Perca flavescens (yellow perch), 1102 nucleotides long. Its product is annotated as melatonin receptor type 1B-like. Gene Ontology annotation, biological process: G protein-coupled receptor signaling pathway. NCBI's taxonomy places the organism in Eukaryota, Metazoa, Chordata, Actinopteri, Perciformes, Percidae. Gene Ontology annotation, molecular function: melatonin receptor activity. The transcript has 4 exons. The record is from RefSeq and is a predicted model, not a curated record. The coding region runs from base 1 to 972 and encodes 323 amino acids. Gene Ontology annotation, cellular component: plasma membrane.
AUGGGUGAGGCAUUCCUCGUCAUCCUCGUCUCCCAACCGGCAACACUUCUGCUUUGUGCAACUUUGGUUUGGAUUAGAUAUUGUUUCUGUUUGUUUAGUAAGGGUGGACCGCCAGGAAAUGUCUUUGUGGUAAGCCUGGCCUUUGCUGACUUGGUGGUUGCAUUCUACCCCUACCCUCUGGUGUUGUAUACUAUCUUUAAUGAUGGCUGGUCACUGGGUGACAUCCAAUGCAAGGUGAGUGGCUUCCUGAUGGGCUUUAGCGUAAUUGGCUCCAUUUUCAACAUAACAGGCAUUGCCAUCAACCGCUACUGUUACAUCUGUCACAGCUUCAGCUACAACAAGCUGUACAGCUACCGCAACACGCUGCUGCUGGUUGCACUCAUCUGGCUGCUGACGGUCAUAGCCAUCCUGCCCAACUUUUUUGUUGGCUCGCUGCAGUACGACCCACGCAUCUACUCAUGCACAUAUGCACAGACUGUCAGCACACCCUACACCAUCACAGUUGUGGUCAUUCAUUUCUUUGUGCCCAUUUCUGUGGUCACCUUCUGCUACCUGCGUAUCUGGAUCAUGGUCAUCCAGGUGAGGCGGAAGGUAAAGUCAGAGGUACGCCCACGCAUCAAGCCCAGUGACCUGAGGAACUUUAUCACAAUGUUUGUGGUGUUUGUGCUAUUUGCUAUUUGUUGGGCACCACUCAACUUCAUUGGGCUUGCUGUUGCUAUCAACCCUGAAGCAGUGGCUCCUCACAUUCCCGAGUGGCUCUUUGUGGUCAGCUACUUCAUGGCUUACUUCAACAGUUGCCUUAAUGCCAUCGUCUAUGGUCUGCUGAACCAGAACUUUCGUAGGGAGUACAAGCGGAUCGUCAUGUCUGUAUGGAUGCCACACCUUUUCUUUCAGGAGACAUCCCGGGGCAUGAAGAGCAAACCCUCGCCAGGACUCAAUAACAAUGAGCAAGUAAAAGGAGAAACUCUGUGACAAUGUUUUCCUACUCUUUUAUCUCAUCAUCACUCCUCUUCUGUGUAUACUUGUGGAGUGUCAUUGAUCAGACUUUAAUCUCUACUGUGCCAAAGCAAUAGUCUUAAAAAAUACAGUGACCAACACUGAC